Messenger RNA from Mercenaria mercenaria, 13295 nucleotides. Its product is annotated as eukaryotic translation initiation factor 2-alpha kinase 1-like. The transcript is spliced from 9 exons. Gene Ontology annotation, molecular function: protein kinase activity; ATP binding. Bases 397 to 2598 code for a protein of 733 amino acids. NCBI's taxonomy places the organism in Eukaryota, Metazoa, Mollusca, Bivalvia, Venerida, Veneridae. The record is from RefSeq and is a predicted model, not a curated record. Gene Ontology annotation, biological process: protein phosphorylation.
GUUGCUUUAUGUUCAAGGACUUGUGAUAUAACCAGUCCAAAAAGAACUGCACAGUGUGAUAACUAGUCCACAAAGAACUACACAGUAUGAUAACCAGUACACAAAAAGCUACACAUUGUUAUAACCAGUAUUAAAGAACUGGGCAUUUUGAGUACCAGUCCAAUAAGAACUAGACAUUGUGAUUACCAGUCCACAAAAAACUGCAUAAUGUUAUUUAAUAUUACCAGUCGACAAAGAAUAACACAUUGUGAUAACCAGUACAUGAGGAAAUGCAAAAUGUGAUACCCAGUCCAGAAAGAACUGCACAAUGUUGUAACCAGUCCUCAAAGAACAACACAGUGUGAUAUCCAGUCCACAAAAAAACGUACAGUGGAAUGGAAGAAAACUGUGUGAGAAAUGGCAAGCUUUAAACUCAAUCUGAAGAAACCAGACAGAAUUCUGACGUUUGAUGACUCAGACCUGUCAGAAUGCCAGACUGGAACAGGAAGUUCGAGCACAGCACCACCUGUACCAGCAGUGACGUCAGAGGUUGUCCUUCCAAGAUCAGUGCCCAACCACUUGUUGUUGGUAUCAAUAUUGGAGCAGCUCUGUCAUAUAUAUGGCAGAGAUACCAGACAGGCACAAGAUAUUUUCAAAUCAAUAUGUGAGCAGCUGACAAAGUUGAAUGUGGUGUCUCCACUUUUAAUGCUGGAUGAGAUGAGCAGCCUUAGAGAGCAGUACAGACACAGUGUUCACAGGAUGCUGCUAGUUGCUGUUCACAAAUCUAAUAAGGGUCUCACAGGUAAACUGUCUCUACCUGCUCCUAAUGGAUUCAGUGACACAAACCUUCCUGCACUACAAAACAACAUUCCUGUACAUCCAUCGUCCAGUACUGGUGACCUUAUCAAUCAAACAUCUCGCUACAGCACAGAGUUUGUAGAAUUGGAGAAGAUAGGAAAAGGAGGGUUUGGAGCUGUCUAUAAGAGUAGAAACAAGCUAGAUGGGAAGAUGUAUGCUGUAAAAAAGGUCAAGUUCAAACACUCCAAGCCAGAAGUUUGGUUUCGGGUAUUGAGAGAAGUGAAAGCGUUGGCCAGUCUCCAGCACACCAAUAUUGUUGGAUACAACGCUGCCUGGCUGGAGUACAGUACUGCUCCAUUACCUAAACCAUCUUCUGGUGCCAGUUUACAUGACAUUUCAUUUGACACGGACAAUCUCACAGAGUCAGAAAACGACACCGGUGUCAUAUUUCAGGACACUUGUGACGGAGAUUAUUCCCAGGGCCUUCUGCCACCUUACAAUGAUUGCUUCAGAUGGGGCACUGGACCAAAAAUCAAGGAAAUAGCUUCAAACAAUUCUAGUCAGGCAUCUUCUCCUCAAAAUACCGCGACCAGUCCUCCAAAGAUGUUUGCAUUGAAUCAUAGAAACAAAAGUCAUAAUGACAUGUUUGAGUAUCAGGGCAGGAAAACAUUUGGUGGUAAUGAUUUCAAACUAGAUAACACAUCAACCUUUGAAAUGGAAAAAACAUCAGUAGAAUCUCAUGCUUUGUCAUUGGUCCCAGGACACUUUGGUAAUGUGAAAACAGUACUGGAAUCGAAGGUUAAAUUUACACUAGACAAUAGUAUGUUAGAUUCUGAUAACCAGUUGGACCAAGUAGAUGGCAGCACAUAUGAUCGUGGAGAUGGAAGGAAUAGACGGAUAUUAUAUAAAAGAAGUAUAAGUUGUGAUCCUGUGGCUUCGGGUGAAUUAGCUCUACCUUUAGAAGACAGCAGUAACAUUUUCCAGUUUGUAGAAACUGAGUUUCCUCUACAGAAAACUGUUACGCUAUACAUACAGAUGGAGUUAUGCAGCGUAACAUUAAAAGAAUGGAUGCAAAAAAGAAAUGAAAAAUGUCACUGUGAAAAAGAUCUCAUCCCAUAUACUGACAAGAACAUGAUCAUUUUCAGACAAAUUCUGAAAGCUGUGGAAUAUAUACAUUCUCAAGGUGUUAUCCACAGAGACUUAAAGCCUCGGAAUAUUUUUCUCCGAGAAGAAGGUCUUCAUGUGAAAGUUGGCGAUUUUGGUUUAGCGACUGAUGACGUAAUUACUAGUCCAGUUAGUGACGAAUCCUUCAAUGCUCUUAACGUAGCUACAACAAGACUUGUUCGUACCGGCAGCAUUCUGUCUGACCAUACUUCUGGGGUUGGUACGUCAACCUAUGCUGCGCCAGAACAGCUACAGGGGUCGGGAUAUAAUACAAAAUGUGAUAUUUACAGUUUAGGCGUCAUACUGUUUGAAUUAUUCCAAAGUUAUGGAACAGAAAUGGAACGUUUCAAGAGCUUAAGUGAUUUGAGAAAAGGUAUAAUUCCAGAUGAAGUGUACACGAACUGGCCUGUACAGACACAGUAUAUUGAACUUAUGACCAGUGAAAGUCCAGAUGUCCGUCCAUCAACAAAAUCCAUGCUUGGUGGAGAACUAUUUCUGACUAAAGAGCAAGUCAUUGAUGAUAUGAGGAAAGAAAUUGAAAGUCUUAAGAAACGGUUAGUAGAGAAAGAUAAAAUGAUUGCAGAGAGAGAUUCUACUAUAGCUAAACUGAUGGUAGAACUUAAUGAUACCAGUUAUCUUGCUGGUACCAGUGUUUGAUUCAAAAUAGUGUGUUAGUUUACAUGCUGGUACCCAUGUUGAAUCAGAGAUUAUAACUGUGUUAGUUUACAUGCUGGUACCCAUGUUUGAUCAGAGAUUAUGAGUGUGCUAGUUUACAUGCUGAUACCCAUGUUUGGUCAGGGAUUAUGUUUUAGUUUGCAUUCUGGUUCCAGUAUUUGAUCAGAGUUUAUAUGUUAGGUACCAUUGUUAUUAGAAUAUUACACAGCCAGUACCAAAGAAAUAUGCUUCCACUACAUGUGCCAGUAUAUGACUAGACACAAUAUACAUUAUAGCACUCAUGUUGUUAGCAGUUUUAAGAUAGUACACAUGCUAAUACUAAAGUUUGAAUAGGAUUAUUUGUGAAUUGACAAAUGAAACACUGCUCACCAGAAUAUUGUUGACUCUGGCAUGUGAACUUGCCCGAGCAGUUCAUAUGGUCCCUAGUGUGCUCCUUAAAUUUUAUAUGUUUAGAUCAUUAGAAACCCAAAAGUAUAUUUUACACAUCCCCACCUGAUCUCAGUCAGUGUUUUACUGUAUUCUAAUUGCUAAUACCAUUGUUGGUUAGUUUGCAGACUGGAACUAAUGUUUUAGUUAUAAAAGAUCGGUUAUAAUUGCAGUACAUUUACAAUCAUCCAUGUAGAAGGGGCCUCCAUGGCCUAGUGGUUAAGGUUGCUGACUUCAAAUCACUUGCCCCUCAUUGAUGUGGGUUCGAACCUCAGUCGGGGCGUUGAAUUCUUCAUGUGAGGAAGCCAUCCAGCUGGCUUACAGAAGGUUGGUGGUUCUACCCAGUUUCCGGCUUGUGAUGAAAUAAUGCACGGAUGGGCACCUAGGGUCUUCCUCCAUCAUCAAAGCUGGAAAGUCGCCAUAUAACCUAUAAUUGUGUCGGUGCGACAUUAAACCCAACACAAUAAAUAAAUAAAUGUAGAAAUUCCUGUUUCUAUUGUAUGAUGUGAUAGUGUUGAAAUAAUUCUACAAAUAGAACUAAAGUAGAAUCUGUACAUCUGUGUUAUUUUAUGUUAGUUGAUUAUAACAGUUGCUUGCGUUUGAUGGAAUAAAUUAAUUUGGUAUGAUGUAUGUACUUAACCAUAUGAUGGCUCUAUUUAACCAUUUAAGUUAUAUAGUAUAUAGAUACAUUUUUAGCUCGACUAUUCAAAGAAUAGGGGAGCUGUCCUACUCGCCCCGGCGUCGGCAUGAGCGUGAGCGUCAUACAAAUGUUAAAGUUUGCGUACCACCCCAAAUAUUUUCAAACUCCAUUGAGAUAUUGCUUUCAUAUUUUGCAUACUUGUUUACCAUCGUGACCCCAGUCUGUAAAAAGGAGGAGGCAACUCUAUCAAGCAUUUUGACUGAAUUAUGGCCCCUUUUCGACUUAGAAUAAAUGUUAAAGUUUGCAUACCACCCAAAAUAUUUUCAAAGUCCAUUGAGAUAUUGCUUUCAUAUUUUGCAUAUUUGUUUACCAUCAUGACCCCAGUCUGUAAAAAGGAGGAGGCAACUCUAUCAAGCAUUUUGACUGAAUUAUGGCCCCUUUUCGACUUAGAAUAUGCUUAUUGUAAUGUUAAAGUUUUACUCAUUGUUAUGUUAUAUACUAUCAAGCACUGAGAAUAGUCGAGCGUGCUGUCCACUGACAGCUCUUGUUUGAUUUCUGAUCACAUGCAAUCUUCUGUCUGAAAGGAGGUACAAAGGAAGCAAAAUAUCUGGACAGCCAGAGAAUCAGUACAGCAAAAUUGAAUUGAAUCUCUUGUUUUUAUGUUGUUUGAUCACAUUUUAGUUGUGUUUUCGUGAUCAUAUGUUACGAUCACUCAUUGUUUUAAGGUUCUUGUUUAGCAAGUUCGAAUUAAAUAAUACUAUUGCACCACCAGUUUUUAGGGUUCAUGUUUAGCAAGUUCGAAUCAAAUAAUACUAUUGCACCACCAGUUUUUAGGGUUCAUGUUUAACAAGUUCGAAUCAAAUAAUAGUAUUGCACCACUAGUUUUUAGGGUUCAUGUUUAACAAGUUCGAAUCAAAUAAUAGUAUUGCACUGCCAGUUUUUAGUGUUCAUGUUCAACAAGUUCAAAUCAAGUAAUAGUAUUGCACCACCAGUUUUUAGGGUUCAUGUUUAACAAGUUCAAAUCAAGUAAUAGUGUUGCACUACCAGUUUUUAGGGUUCAUGUUUAACAAGUUCAAAUCAAGUAAUAGUGUUGCACUACCAGUUUUUAGGGUUCAUGUUUAACAAGUUCAAAUCAAGUAAUAGUGUUGCACUACCAGUUUUUAGGGUUCAUGUUUAACAAGUUCAAAUCAAGUAAUAGUGUUGCACUACCAGUUUUUAGGGUUCAUGUUUAACAAGUUCAAAUCAAGUAAUAGUGUUGCACCACCAGUUUUUAGGGUUCAUGUUUAACAAGUUCAAAUCAAGUAAUAGUGUUGCACUACCAGUUUUUAGGGUUCAUGUUUAACAAGUUCAAAUCAAGUAAUAGUGUUGCACUACUAGAUUUUAGGGUUCAUGUUUAACAAGUUCAAAUCAAAUAAUAGUAUUGCACCGCCAGUUUUUAGGGUUCAUGUUCAACAAGUUCAAAUCAAGUAAUAGUGUUGCACUACUAGAUUUUAGGGUUCAUGUUUAACAAGUUCAAAUCAAGUAAUAGUAUUGCACCACCAGUUUUUAGGGUUCAUGUUUAACAAGUUCGAAUCAAAUAAUAGUAUUGCACUACUAGUUUUUAGGGUUCAUGUUUAACAAGUUCAAAUCAAAUAAUACUAUUGCACCACUAGUUUUUAGGGUUCAUGUUUAACAAGUUCGAAUCAAGUAAUAGUGUUGCACUACUAGUUUUUAGUGUUCAUGUUUAACAAGUUCGAAUCAAAUAAUAGUAUUGCACCUCCAGUUUUAGGGUUUACUUAAUGUUUAACAAGUUCGAAUCAAGUAAUAGUAUUGCACCACUAGUUUUUAGGGUUCAUGUUUAACAAGUUCAAAUGUGUCGGUGCGACGUUAAAUCCAAAAAAAAAAAAAAAAAAAAAAAAUAACAAGUUCAAAUCAAGUAAUAGUAUUGCACCACUAGUUUUUAGGGUUCAUGUUUAACAAGUUCGAAUCAAAUAAUAGUAUUGCACCGCCAAGUUCGUAUCAAAUAAUAGUAUUGCACCGUCAGCUUUUAGGGUUAAUGUUUAACAAGUUAGAAUCAAGUAAUAAUAUUGCACCACUAGUUUUUAUGGUUCAUGUUUAACAAGUUCGAAUCAAAUAAUAGCAUUGCACCACCAAGUUCAAAUCAAGUAAUAGUAUUGCACUGCCAGUUUUUAGGGUUAAUGUUUAACAAGUUCGAAUCAAGUAAUAGUAUUGCACUACUAGUUUUUAGGGUUCAUGUUUAUCAAGUUCGAAUCAAGUAAUAGUAUUGCACUACUAGCUUUUAGGGUUCAUGUUUAACAAGUUUGAAUCAAGGAAUAGUAUUGCACUACUAGCUUUUAGGGUUCAUGUUUAACAAGUUCGAAUCAAAUAAUAGUAUUGCACCGCCAAUUUUUAGGGUUCAUGUUUAACAAGUUCGAAUCAAGUAAUAGUAUUGCACUACUAGAUUUUAGGGUUCAUGUUUAACAAGUUCGAAUCAAGUAAUAGUAUUGCACUACUAGAUUUUAGGGUUCAUGUUUAACAAGUUCGAAUCAAGUAAUAGUAUUGCACCACUAGUUUUUAGGGUUCUUGUUUAACAUGAUCAAGUCAAAUAAUAGUAUUGCACACACAGUUUUUAGGGUUCAUGUUUAACAAGUUAGAAUCAAAUGAUAGUAUUGCAUCGCAAGUUUUUAGGGUUCAUGUUUAACAUGUUUGAAUCAAAUACUAGUAUUUCACCGCCAGUUUUUAGAUUUCUAUAGAUAGCUUCUGAAAUUCUUAUAAGGUUGUGCAUGAUCUCAAAUACAUUGCAUUUCCAUUUUUAUGAAAUCCUUGUGUAAAGUUUAUUCAUUGUACACAGAUUCUGUUUUCAUUGUUCUUGUCAGUAUGCCCAGGUUGCCAGGACAGGACACACAAAAAAUUAUAUUUCCUUCUCCGUAAUAUAUAAAUUUUAGUGUUAUUUGGUAGCACAGAAUAAUUUGCCAAGUGUGCCAUAGUGGUCCAUUCAAAUGUUGUCCAUGUUAUUAUAUAAUGCCAUUUUCCUGCCAGAUAUAAACUUAAUAAUGAUUCUUGACUGUUUUUUAAGCAGCUUGAUCUACUUCCCAGCUUGUUUCUUGACUGUUUUGUAAAAUGGAAGUGGAAGUAAUUAUUUCCUGUUAUCUCCUUAUAUGGUAAUAGGGUUUUAUUAUGUUUCAGUCACAUGACCAUGGUCUUCUUGCAUUAUGUUUACCUAUAUUUUUUGACUGCAUAUAGACUUUCAAGAAAAGAAGUAAAAUGUUAGCUGCGAGUAGAGGUGGAUGGUUAGCACCAUUUGUAUCAUCCAUUGUCAUGUGUCAACAAAUUUGCAUAAACAUCUUCUCCUCUGGUCAGAAUUACACCAAACUUGGUCUAGAGAAUCCGAUGUCUCUCAAAAUUAUUCAUAUAUUUCCACUUGAGUUGACUUUUUUGUGAGCAGAAGCAAAGGGUGUAAAACCUUUAAAAAAUCAUCUUUUCAUCAUCCACUUGAUGGAUCAGUACCAAAUUUAGGUCUGUAGGGAUCUUUAAAGGUCUUUUCUGAGUUUAAUUUACAUGGUUCUACUUUACUGCAUGGGCAGAGCUAAAACAGAGGGGAAGAAAAGACUUUUAGUAAACCAAGAGAUGGAUCGUCGUAAAACUUAGUUGGUAGCAUCCUUUCAAAGGACUUACUUCAUGUUUCUUCCAAUGAUUCUGCUUCACAGCAUUUAGGGGCUACCAGAGCUAUUAUACUUUACUUCACUUAUAGGCUGCUGGAAUUAAGAAUAUGUUCACCAGACUUGGUCAGAUGUAUUCUUGAAUGGUCCUGUUCAAGGCUGUUUAUUAGUUUACUCUUUGGGGCUGCCUGGAUUAAAAUGGAAACAUUUAACUUUUUUUUACGCCCGAAGGGACGUAUUAUGUUAUGACGCUGGUGUCCGUCCGUCUGUCCGUUAGCAAUUUCCUGUCCGCUCUGUUACUCUUGAACCCCUUGAAGGAUUUCAAGGAAACUUGGUUCACCACACCGAGACGAUGUGCAGAGCGCAUGUUUUGGAUGUCUCGCUUCAAGGUCAAGGUCACACUUAGGAGUCAAAGGUCAUAUCAGUUUGUUUUGUGUCCGCUCUGUAACUCUUGAACCCCUUGAAGGAUUUCAAAGAAACUUGACACAAAUGUUCACCACACCAAGACGACAUGCAGAGCACAUGUUUUGGAUGUCUCGCUUCAAGGUCAAGGUCACACUUAGGAGUCAAAGGUCAUAUCAGUUUGUUUCGUGUCUGCUCUGUAACUCUUGAACCCCUUGAAGGAUUUCAAAGAAACUUGACACAAAUGUUCACCACACCAAGACGAUGUGCAGAGCGCAUGUUCCAGACGACUUGCUUUAAGGUCAAGGUCACACUUAGGGGUCAAAAGUCAUAUCAGUUUGUUUCGUGUCCGCUCUGUAACUCUUGAACUGCUGGAAGGAUUUCAAAGAAACUUGGCAGAAAUGUUCACCACACUGAGACGAUGUGCAGAGCACAUGUUCCGGAUGACUUGCUUCAAGGUCAAGGUCACACUUAAGGGUCAAAGGUCAUAUAUGACUUUGCUUUGUGUAUAUUGCUCUGCAUUGCAGUGCUCUUGUUUUUAUUUGGCAGAUCUGUUUUUUGUUCACUUACAAUAAUUUUUUUUUAAUUACUUCCCUUUUAUGUUACUAUAAAUAGCUUAUUUUGAAACUUCUUUAUUAUUGGCCGUAGGGAAAACCAAGACCACUUUUCUAUGGUACAACAUGGAUGGAACUUCCAAUUUUUAUGUGUAUUUUUACAUACCUAUACCUGAUAAGAAUUUUUUUUGUGGACUUCAAAUAUUUAUUUUUUUGGACUUAAGAUUUGUUUUUUGAAGUUUUCCUUUUGUUGUUCCAGUCCUUUGGGCUACAGCAGUCCAGUUCUUUAAAUUUUGCUCCCAUCCUAUGAUGUAACCCUUCAGGUGUAUAUUGCCCUGCUUGGCGGAGCUUUUGUUUUUUUGUCAGGCAGGGCUUGAUAGAUGACUUUAACUGGGUCAUAUUUUGAGCAUCAUCGUGUGAACCUUUCUGAGAUUUAUGAAAUCAAAAUUUUGCUUUUGUGCAAUUAUUUGCUGUUUUGACUGAAUAAUGAUCUUCAGAUGGUAUUGCAUGUUGUACAGAGUUUCAGCAUGACAACCUUUCAAACAAAAGUAUACUCUGAGUUCAGCAUUAUACCUAUAUGCAAGCGCUUUUUAGCUCGACUUUUCGAAGAAAAAGUAGAGCUAUUGCACUCACCCGGGUGUGGGCAUCGGCGUCGCCGUUGGUUAAAGUUUUUAAUAAUGUCAAAUAUCUCUGUUACUAUCAAACCUAUUGACUUGAAACUUAAAAUACUUAUUUACUAUCAAAGUCUACACCAGGAGAAACAAUCCUCAUAACUCUGCUUUGAAUUUUGACAGAAUUAUGCCCCUUUUUAACUUAGAAUUUUUGGUUAAAGUUUUUGAUAAAGUCAGAUAUCUCUGUUACUAUCAAAGCUAUAGGAGAGAUCGUGUUUGUAUACAAAUCCGUUGUAAUUUCUAUUUUAAGAACUGAUAAGACAAAGGUCGGGUGGGCAGAUGCCGAGCGUCCAUGUUUUUUUUGUAAACAGAGAUGUUUUUCUAAUGGCUUAAACUUUCCUAAAACAAAUAUGAUAUCAAAAAUUUUUUAUCAGUGGAAAGGAUAUGAAACAAGCAAUUUAUUGAUUACUUUUAAUUAUUAUUUCGAAAUAAAAAAGAUUAAUUAUGAACGCUUAACUUACAGUGUUUUUUUUUAAAACUUUGGAGCAUCGCUACGCCGCUAUUAAAAUCAUAUGUAAUUUAAAAUGGUUUUUAGCUCGACUAUUCGAAGAAUAGUCUAGCUAUUCUACUCACUCUGGCGUCGGCGUCGGCGUCACACUUUGGUUAAGUUUUUGCAUGCAAGUACAUACAGCUAUCAUUUAAAGGCAUAUAGCUUUGAAACUUAUUUAUUCUUUUUCUAGGUCAAUUACCAACCUCACUGGGUCAAGUUCCAUAACUCUAACAUGUAUUUUGAGCAAAUUAUGCCCCCUUUUGGACUUAGAAAAUUCUGGUUAAAGUUUUACAUGCAAGUUACUAUCUCCAAAACUAAUGCAGAUAUUGAAUUGAAACUUCACAUGUGUCUUCGGGGUUAUAAAACUAGUUGAUAGCACCAAGCCCCAUAACUCUGACCUUCAUUUUGACCAAAUUAUGCCCCCUUUUGGACUUAGAAAAUUCUGGUUAAAGUUUUGCGUGCAAGUACAUACAGCUAUUACUAAAAGGCAUAUAGAUUGGAAACUUAGUUUUUCUUUUUCUAGAUCAAUUACCUACCUCACUGGGUCAAGUCCCAUAACUCUGACAUGUAUUUUGGCCAAAUUAUGCCCCCUUUUGGACUUAGAAAAUCCUGGUUAAAGUUUUACAUGCAAGUUACUAUCUCCAAAACUAAUGCAGAUAUUGAAUUGAAACUUCACAUGUGUCUUUGGGGUUAUAAAACUAGCCGAUAGCACCAAGUCCCAUAACUCUGACCUUCAUUUUGGCCAAAUUAUGCCCCCUUUUGGACUUAGAAAAUUCUGGUUAAAGUUUUGCGUGCAAGUACAUACAGCUAUUACUAAAAGGCAUAUAGAUUGGAAACUUAUUUUUUCUUUUUCUAGAUCAAUUACCUACCUCACUGGGUCAAGUCCCAUAACUCUUACAUGUAUUUUGGCCAAAUUAUGCCCCCUUUUGGACUUAGAAAACCCUGGUUAAAGUUUUACAUGCAAGUUACUAUGUCCAAAACUAAUGCAGAUAUUAAAUUGAAACUUCACAUGUGUCCUUGGGGUUAUAAAACUAGUUGAUAGAAUCAAGUCCCAUAACUCUGACUUGUAUUUUGGGCAAAUUAAGCCCCCUUUUGGACUGAGAAAAUUCUGGUUAAAGUUUUGCGUGCAAGUACAUACAGCUAUUACCAAAAGGCAUAUAGCUUUGAAACUUAUUUAUUCUUUUCCAAGGUCAAUUACAAACCUCACUGGGUCAAGUUCCAUAACUCUUAACAUGUAUUUUGAGCAGAUUAUGCCCCCUUUUGGACUUAGAAAAUUCUGGUUAAAGCUUACAUGCAAGUUACUAUUUCCAAAACUAAUGCAGAUAUUGAAUUGAAACUUAACAUGUUUCUUUGGGGUUAUAAAACUAGUUGAUAGCAUCAAGUCCCAUAACUCUGAUAUGCAUUUUGGUCAAAUUAUGUCCCCUUUCGAACUUAAAACUCUUUUGAUAUUUAACAUUUUGGGUAAUAAUUUCCUGCUUCUGUGACAAUAUUUCGAAUAGUCGAGCUUGGCUGUCUUACGGACAGCUCUUGUUUUAUUUUAAAAAGAUAUUUAAAUGAGAAAAUAUGAAAAUCGUAAACAUUUCAAAACUUUUUGAAUUUUUAAAAUCCAUAAAUUAGCGAAAAAGUUAUUAAAAAUUCAGAUCCCAUACACAAACGCUGUAAAAACAUUUGUUUAGCCCACCACCAGAUAAACAGGUGUUAAUGCGUGACGUCACGGCGAUCUCUCCUAUUGACUUGAAACUUAAAAUAGUUAUUUACCAUCAAAGUCUACACCAGGAGACACAAUCCCCAUAACUCUGCUUUGAAUUUUGACUGAAUUAUGCCCCUUUUUAACUCAGAUUUUUUUGUUAAAAUUUUUGAUAAAGUCAGAUAUCUCCGUUACUAUUAAAGCUUUUGACUUGAAAGUUAAAAAAGUUAUUAUGUCUCCCACCACACAGUGAUGUGGGAGACAUUGAUUUACUCCAGUCUGUCUGUCUGUCUGUCUGUCACAAAGCUUGUCUGCACUCUAAAUCGAACAUUUCUCAUCCGAUCUUCACCAAACUUCAACAAACUGUGUCUGCCAAUAAGUGCUCAGCCAAGUUCGAUAACUAGCAAGAUCGGCCUAGCCACUUUGGAAUUAUGGCCCUUGAUUUACCAAAAACACUCGGAUUUCUUGCGCAGUUUUACCCCUAAACCGGCGCCUAUACUACUAGUAGUAUAGGCGUCCUUUUGGUGUCAAGAAAGCGCAUGCACAUGUGGAUUAAGUAAACAGUACCGGUAUAUAAAGACUGACUUACUAUUUAGAUGAUUAGGCAGUUGUGGGAGACAUGCGCAUUUCUCAAAAGCAUCUCUAGUUUACUAUCAAAGUCUACACAGGAGAAACAAUCCCCAAUACUCUGAUUUGAAUUUUGACAGAAUUAUGCCCCUUUUUAAAUUUUUUGUUAAAAUUUUUGAUAAAGUCAAAUAUCUCUGUAACUAUUAAAGCUUUUGACUUGAAACUUAAAAUGGUUAUUUACUAUCAAAGUCUACACCAGGAGAAACAAUCCCCAUUACUCUGAUUUGAAUUUUGACAGAGUUAUGUCCCUUUUUAACUCUGAUUUUUUUUUUUACUGGCAAAGCUCUAAUUCAGAGUCAAGCACUGAGAAAAGUUGAGCGCGCUGUCUUACAGACAGCUCUUGUUAUAAUAAUUUUCACAUUAUUAAGUAAACAUGAAAUUAGUUUCUUUUUCUUAUAAUGUUUGAGAUUUGAUGCUUGUACUGGUAGGUGUAGGAUAAUCAUCAUGUUUUCAAAAAAUCUGCAUCAGAAAUAUCUGAAUUCAAAACAUUGCAAGAGAUUCAUGUUCAUAUAACACAUGUAAAUUCUAAAUCGAUAAGUGUAUAUAUUAUAUUUUAUUUUGCAAUUACAUAGGUCACAAACAUUAGCACAUAUUAUAUAGUAUAACAAAAUAAUACUUUUAACAAAUAAAAUAGAUUUGAUAGACAUUUAAAUAAAAUAACAGUAUUUCUAUUGCACGGAUUAAAUUUGAUAAAUUGCAAGUUCAGCAUUCUUAAAAACAAGAGUAAUAAAUAAGGGAAUAACUAGUUAAGAGCAAUAAAUAGGUAGGUAGGUUAUAAAUAAAUAGGUUAAGAGCAAAGUCACUUGAUUGAUCAUCAAAUGAGCCACGCCAUGGGAAAACCAACAUAGUGGGUUUGCGACCAGCAUGGAUCCAGACCAGCCUGCGCAUCCACGCAGUCUGGUCAGAAUCCAUGCUGUUCGCUAACAGUUUCUCUAAUUGCAGUAGGCUUUAAAAGCAAACAGCAUGGAUCCUGACCAGACUGCGCGGAUGCCCAGGCUGGUCUGGAUCCAUGCUGGUCGCAAAGCCACUAUGUUGGUUUUCUCAUGGCAUGGCUCAAAUAGUUUUUAUUGGAGGCCUAUUAUUAUUAAGUAUAAAGGUUUACUGCAACAUAUGUGUUCAGGAUGGGAACAUGAACACAUAUUGAAAUGUCAACCUCUCUGACUAUUGCUGGCAACAUCUAAUCUUCUUACAUUUCCAUUUCUGACCACUUUUAAUAUUCUAAGUUGACUGUUUCCUGAAACCUCAAAUGUUCUAAUAUGACUGUUUAUGGCUCCCUGUAGUAUUCUAAAUUGACUGUUUCUGGCAACCUCUGAUAUCCUAAUAUUACUGUUUCUGGUGACCUCUUUAAUAUUUUGACAUGACUGUUUCUGGCAACCUCUAAUACUCAAUGACUGUUUUUGGCAAUGUCUCUAAAAUUCCACUAAUAUGACUGUUUCUAGCAAACAUUUUGUCACGUUGUUGUUAAUAUUUAUAUAUGAUAAUAUAUCUGUUAUUUUCAGAUUUAUGUUUGGUUGAAAGUAAACAAAAUAAAACCAUGAAUGAUG